GUCAUAGGGUAUAAGUCAGAAGCUACUCCGUAGACAAUGAAUCGGAAAAGAUGUUAUAGAUGACAGUGAGCGUACCCAGGGGAAUGCUCUGAGUAUAUGGGUACAUUUUCUGUUUCAACAAUCAAAACACUACAAUAGAUAGAGCUCAUUUGGGUAUAACAAAGAAAACAAACAUUUGGUGGGUUCAUAAAAUCAGGCUUCAUUCAAGUUCAAGUGCAGCUCCAGACUUUACUCCCUAUGACAUCACAAGUUUGAGACUUCCUUCUCUGAUUUAUGGCUUUGAGAGUGAGAGGGUAGCUUAUGUUCUUGGAUACUGAGUGAACUUUCCUAGGCCAUGAAAAUAACUAACUUUAAUCUUAAUUUAAGUGCUGUUUCCCUUUAAUGUGCCAUUGGGUGAAGGACAACUCACCUGUGUUUCCCUGAAUUUUAUAUUAGUAUUAUUCUUACUAUUAUUUUAUUACCAUCAUUAUUAUUAUUAUUGUUUUUGUUAUUAUAAAACAGCACACUGUGAUGCUCAUCAAAGGGCUUUUACUUUGAAAUGCAUAAACGGAAACGCAAGCUUUUAUUUUGACUGGCUGACUUCCUUGGUUCCCAUGUGUAUGUUUUCGGGCGGAGGCGUAACAUAAGUGCAAAUGGUGGAGAGAUGGGUCAAAUCGAGGAGCUAAAAGUGUUUGUCUCCGAGCGGCUACAUGCUGCCGCCUCUGACAUUUUAGGUGCUAUCGAAAAGACAAUAACGGAUUACGAGGAGCAGGCUUCCCGUCUGAAGGAGGAAAACGACCGCCACCGCUCUCUGUUGGACAUCAUCCUCAAAGCCAAGACACCGCGUACAGAAGCACGUCAAGCCACCAAAAGUACCCAUGCUGCCGCCAGCUCAGGUGCAUCAGAUUCAAGUCCAAGGCCUGAGAAACCCAAGUCCAGGACCAGAGCAUCGCACUUCCAUUCCAGGGACUGGCAGUGGGCCUUCACUUCACGCACCGACUUUAUAAAGUUUGCAGCCAUUGGCGACUGUCCCUACUGCUUGAGGAGAAUUCAAGCCACUGAGACACAUUUGAUAAAGAAACAUUAUCUAAAUGCUGUCCAUUUUAAUGAGGACGGCACUGAAAAAUUUGUCAUACCAUGUACAUGCGAAGACUUGAUUCAGGGCAGAAGUCACUGGCACUGCCCAUACUGCACAAAGAUCAUCAAUCGGAGAUGUAACUUUGAGAUACACAUAUCUAAACAACACGGCUCUAAAAUACUGCAGCAAAGCCAAGACACAGAGGUCAAUCAGCCCUCUGUCUCUGCCUUUGAGGAGGAGGUACCCCUGAGUCCUGAAACCUGGAGCCAGCAGUUCAGCAGUCUGAACCAGGAGAACCACCAGGCCUCACUGCUGCUUCAAGUGAAACAAGAGGAAGAACAGGGAAUGUGUAGACAAGUGAGUCAUGCUGAGUGGCAGAACUCUGUGCAAGUGGAGAUCGAAGGCAAGCAAAUGCUGAAAGGCAACAGUCAAAUGAGUCUGGAGGUAGAUCACACCCAAGAACCAUUAUACAACAUCGUCUGCGUGGACACUUGUAUUCAAGAUGUCAGUGAAAUCAACAGUGUGCAAAGCAGAGAGGAACAUCAUCUUCCUAAUUCUUCAAAUCAACCUCUGGAAACACAGCCUUACAGUGGAGUUGGUGGAAUACAGCAGCCAGCUGAGGACUCUCAGCGCACGACACCUGGCUCUAGUUUAAAGAGGAAAAAGCAUGUGAAAAAAUCUUCACCCUCUCUGAGUAAGAAAUCAACACAACCAUCUGUCAGUCGGAAUCCCCCAGGUCCUUAUCGUUGUAAAGCAUGUGGAGAGACUUUCCAUAACAUGUACACACUGAGGGGACACACGGUAUCACAUAUAGUGGAUGAAACCUGUAUUUGUGGAAUCUGUGGAAAACAUUUAGAGACCACGGACAGUUUGUUCCAGCACCUUCAGUUCCAUGCAAAGAGAUACAAAUGUGGUAUAUGUGGCAAACAAUUUUCUUGUAGCUUCCGUCUGAUACAACAUAAGAGAUUUCAUAGACCAAAGGGUAUAAAUGUCACGUCAUAGUCUCAAAAACUACACGAGCGGAUUCCUACAGACGUCCUAAAUGAAUCGAAAAGGGCUGUGAUUAUUGUUUCCUGAUGGACUACGUGGGAGAUACCACUCCAGUUGUGUACAUAUGGGAGGAGAAAUACUUCAGCCCCAGUGGUUGUUGGUGUUAAUUGUGUAUCAUUGUAUGCAAUUUUGUAGACUUGAAUUAAUAAAAUUUAAACCGUC
Molecule: messenger RNA, 2269 nt
Organism: Epinephelus fuscoguttatus (brown-marbled grouper)
Lineage: Eukaryota; Metazoa; Chordata; Actinopteri; Perciformes; Serranidae
Product: zinc finger and SCAN domain-containing protein 31-like
Exons: 7
Coding region: 644-2059 (471 amino acids)
Biological process (GO): regulation of transcription by RNA polymerase II
Cellular component (GO): nucleus
Molecular function (GO): RNA polymerase II transcription regulatory region sequence-specific DNA binding; DNA-binding transcription factor activity, RNA polymerase II-specific
Source: RefSeq, a predicted model, not a curated record